Pygocentrus nattereri (red-bellied piranha) is the source of this 5509-nucleotide messenger RNA. RefSeq names its product niban apoptosis regulator 1a (gene niban1a). Lineage: Eukaryota; Metazoa; Chordata; Actinopteri; Characiformes; Serrasalmidae. The coding region runs from base 107 to 2980 and encodes 957 amino acids. The record is from RefSeq and is a predicted model, not a curated record. The transcript is spliced from 14 exons.
CUGUCUGUCUGUCAGCCAGUCAGUCUGCCAGUCUUCUGGCGGAGGCGAAGCGAGAGAGAAGCGAACUUCAACUUGAGGGGAGCUCGACUCAACCACCGACACCACCAUGGGAUCUUCGUCCAGUCUUCUGGAUGAAAACAAAUCCAACAUCAUAAAAGGACGAGCACAGGCAGAGCUGAACAACUUCGCCCCCAUCUACAGGAAGCAGUACAACCUGGCCUAUUUAUCCCAUGUUCAUGAAGAGCUGGUCCAACGCAAAGAGCAGCACACUCAACUUCUCAAACAGAGGGAGCCACCAGCAGCAGCAGAAGUGUUCUAUGAAGACCAUAUGCUAUCCUUCGAGGACAACAGGAAGUGGAAGGACAGGUAUGCAGUCGUUCGAGCCAAUUACUCCCUGGAGUGCCAUGAGAGCUAUGAGUCAUAUGUGAAGGGGACACCACCGCUAUACAAGCUGCUGCCUACUGGAGGCACCGUCUUGAUUGCAGAGGGGAAAUACAUGGAAAUGGUGGACAUGUGCUUCCCUGACACUAACUCAGAUGUGAAGGAAGACUUUGCUCCUUCUAUUGAGGACAUGCCAGGAGAUUACCCUGUCUACCUGCGACUGCCGUACCGUAGAGACUACUACUUCUGCUUCCUCCAGGAAGAGCAGCAAAUUGAGUUCAUCUCUGCUUUAUCUGACUGCAUUCGCCACCAGAACCAAGACUUUCUGAAGAAGAAGACGUGUGAAGUGCAGGCCUUUGUGAAAGCCAUCCAGCUCUACAGGCAGGAGAAGGGUCACUAUGAAACAUGGGAUAUGCUGACUGGCAGUGAUGUGCGGGUGCUGGCAAAUCUCAUAAUGGAAGACUUACUGCCAUCUCUAGUAAAAGAUUUGCUGCCCCGUCUGAAGACCAAGAAGACAGACAAGAGGAAAGCAUGGUUUGUCACGGUGGAGGCAGCUUAUUACCUGGUGCACGAGACCCUGAUGGUUGGCAUGACUGCUCUGAAGAAUGAGUGCAAAGAGAAAGCCAAGAAGCAGAGUGCGCUUAUGCGCUCAGAUAUGGACCAGAUCACCAGCUCCCGAGCGUUCUUAGAGAGCAAGCUCAGAGCCACAGUAGCCGAACCAGCCACCAAAUACUUAAUGGAGCAUGUGGAGCCGUACCUGUCUGCCGUCCUAGAGGAGCUGAUGGGGCCCAUCAGCCUCGGCUUUAAGGAUGCACGGGAGCUGAGCGAAGCCAGGAUGGACAAGCUGUAUCUGGACUACCAGGACAGUAUGUCCAAAGACGAGCUCCGGCUGGCUUUGGUGGAGAUGAGAAAACCAAACCUACAUGCCUGUUAUGAGAAAGUGAGCAGACUGAAAGAACAUAUCCAAGAGUUACAGCAAAGUUUCAGGUACUCCACCAGCAAAGGACUGGAGUACAGCACACAGAUCGAUAUACAACAGCUGGUGGACAACGUGGCAUACACUUUUGAGCUCCUCCUGUGCAAAGCCGAGGAGGAAAACAAGGACCUGGGAGAUGCAAUGGUGAAAGCCAAGCACCGGGUUCUAAAGCAAUAUGACUAUGACAGCAGUACAGUGAGAAAAAGGAUCUUCCAGGAAGCUCUGAUCAACAUCACUUUGCCCAGCAUCAAAGCCCAUUUAGCUCCUACUUUCAAAAAGGAGCUACCAAAAUUUGAGCAGUACAUAUUUGCUGAUUAUGUAUCCUUUAUCAACGUGGAGAACAUCUAUGAAGACAUCCUGCAGCAGAUACUUGAAAAUGAAGUGAGCAAAGUGGUGAAGGAGGCAGCUAGUAUGAAGAAAUACAACCUGUUCAUGGAAUCCAGGUACAAUUUCAGCGUUUCCAGCCUGCGCUCCACUCCCCCGGGUUCAUUACCUGGCAGCCCGGGCCACCCCAGCAACUCCCCAGCUCAGUGCCACACUAAGCUUGCCUCGCCUCUGCUGGACCACAGCUCUGUUGGAGUACCAGCCAUUGAGAAGCAGGAGGCUAAAACCGUAGAGCUGGUGGCUGUGGCCCAGCCAGUGGAGGUUCAGGCUCACCCUACCCAAGUGCAAACUGAGCUUUUGGAAGCACCUACAGGGCUGCAAACUGGUGGAGGACACAAAGCAGAAGGGAAAGCAGUGGUAGAGAUGCCCCUUAGUACUGGAACUGAGACAAAAAGCACAUCCACCAUACCCAAGACACACACAGUGCACCCAACAGUUGUAGAGGAGGUAGCUGAAGCCACGUCUGCUGCCGCUGAGAGUUUGAAUGAAGGAGAAAACACUGAAGUAGAGCCUGUUACGGUAACUUGCCUCUCCACAGAGACAUCGGUGAAGCCACCUAGCCUGAUUAAUAUAGAAUCCACAACUGCAGCUCCCAAAACAUUGGCUGAACCUGUUCCAGAGGCAGUGGAACCAGUAGCCAAUGGGACAUCAGUCAAGUCUAGUUCUGCAGAGAAAGACGCAAGGCCUCUGGAUCAAGUGAUGCAGAAUAAUGACACUUUAACAGGCUUCACACAUGUCACAGAAUCCGGCUCUAGCAUUAGCUCCAACGAGCCUGGCUCUCAAAGUGAGAAUUCACUCAUAGCACCUGAAGAGACCGAAGUCUUAGAGGAUGAUCCUUUUGAUUUCACAGAGAGCGGGACGACACCAGACGAGGUCCCUUCUGAUAUUGUGUCAGGGGUGACCGAGGACAAGGAGGUGGUGGAGAGCGCUGAGGAAGGUGACUCAACAACAGGGGCCGCUAAACCUGGUGAAUCUGCUGUAGUAAGCAUUGAAGCUGCAGCUGCUCAGGCUAAUUUUGCACCAGAAUUCAGUGCCACCACUGAAACAGUUGCAAACCCACAGCCCUCAGCUCCAGAAUCAGAAUCACAGUCCCAGCCCUGUCCCUGCCCUGAGAAGCCAAGAGAAGCCCCUACAGUGGCCAAACCUCUGGACUGCAUCAAGGAGAUCCGUGACCUGGUGGUGGAAGUUAUUGAAGUGGAGGAAGUCAUCCAGCGGUACCCUGACAAUGGAGAGGUGUGACGAAGCCAGAGUGACAGCCAGAGACAUCAGAAUUAGAGGAAAUGCACUGUAACAAAGAGGACAUAUUGUUUAUGAUUAAAUGGAGACUUGAAGGCAGUUGAUGACGUGUUGCACCGUUUGCUAACAGUCAUUUCUUACUAAAAGACUGGGACUGUUACAGCCUCAAUCCUCCAGGUGUUAUAUGAGAGGGGAAUACUACACUUUUUCCUGGUUUUAAGUUGACGUUUAUUAUUGUGUAGGGUAACUUGGGGAUUUCAGAGGCCAGGUUACUGUUUUGAUCAAAGAAUAUGUUCCAUUCACUGAGUGAGAAACACAUUUUCCUCUUCUGUCAUUGUAUGUAUUGUGCUUACAAAUGAAGAUCUAUAUUGAAAUGAUCAGAGUAACUGCAAAAUCUAAUUUAAGCAUUGUGGAAAAUUUGGCCCAAAAUAUUUGUCUUCUGUGCACACUGCCUAACCACCCUUUAUCAGAAACAGCUGUUAAUUUUGUCAGAAAACAUUUUUGUCCAUUUCCAUUCAGCAUGAACAGUCAUCAGAACACAUGUGCUGUGUAUAAAGUCCAUGUGCAUAUAAUACAUCUAUGGUUUAGAACAAAGACAAGCGCUUUAUAUUGCCUAUUACUCCCUAUAAGGGUCUGACCUAUGAUGCUGUCCAUGCUUGUUUGCACAGUUGUCCAACACUGAAGAAUUUUGUGAAGAAUGUUUUGAUGUGACUGUUUCCUAUACAGUAAAGUCCAGGCCAAGAAGACCAGCACAUCAAUUUUUUUCACACUGCUGGUUCACAAGCUUUAUUAGGUUGUUUUCCCAUUUAACACUUAUGACCGUGUUGAAUGACGUAAGACAAACAAAACUAGCUUUUGCAAUCUGUCUUCAAAUUGAGUUUUGCCCUUCAGCCUAGAGUUGCAGGGCCAGAUAUGAUCUUGUAAUGAGAAUAUGCAUCUGGAAACAACAAACUUUUGCAUCUACGUUUAUUUGGAUUUUGGGGGGGAUUUACAGCCAUGCUAAACAGCACUUAAUGAUUGAGAAAAUAUCAAAUUUUCAUACUAAUAUUGUGAUUAUUUUCUACAUAUUAAGGCAAAGUCUGCUUUUGUUGGCCAAUAACACCAGCAAAUCCACCUUUUCUUGCUUAAAGCUUGAAUGCAGUGCACCACACAGCCACUUAGUCAUGGUUGUGAUGUCAUAGCACAUGGGUGUUUGGUUGCUUCUUGUUGGUCUGACACACCUAAAGCCAGUUUGAGCCAUUGGACCAAAUUUUCCCACUUAAGACGGUGAAAAUGUAGGCUAAAAUUCAUUGCACCCCUUGCAAUUAGAAAACUGCACUGUUCAAUAUAAAAACAAUAAAUCUUUCAACACUAAUGCCAACUUGCAUUACAUACAAGGAUAAAGGACAGGCUUGUUGUCCUUUAAAAAAUCUUGAUAGCGCCCAUUGCCCCCUGCUUCAAGCUCUGCCUUCAUGGGACCGUGGAUUGGUUAAGAAAUUUCAUGCUUAGUUUGUUUUCACCAAAAUCUCUCAUGAUUGUCCGCUGACUUUCUCAUUACAAGAUCUUGUCUGACAAGAGUACCCAAUGGUAAACUGGGCAUUAACCUGCAAAGCAAGACUCACCAGUUUAGCUUCUCUGGAAUCCGGUUCUGUCACAUUUGUCCCAGGCAGAACUCAUUAGGUUGUACUUACUUUUACAGGGAUGUGCCAGUCAAAGUACUCCCACUGCAAGUGGUUACAGAAUAUUUGUGUGACGGGUUUAUUUGUGUACAUCUUUGUAAAUCAGUUACUGAGAUGUCUGUUUUUGCUUUUAACAAAAGGUGGACUUCAGCAGACCUUGGUUAAAAAGAACAUCUGUUGCUCUGCCUAUAUUUUUGUACAUAAACAAAACUAUAAAGUUGCAUUUUCUUGCUGUGAUGUUUUGAUGUUUUUUGCUGUGAUGUUUUGAUGUUUUGUGUCAAGUCAUCUGCAUUUUGUAUCCGCAUCUGUCUCACAGAUGCACAGAAUCUUCCAGAAAACAGAAUUACGUCAAAAAUGCAAUUUCCUUUUUAAGUGCUGAACGAGAACGAGAGAACCAUAUGAGAAAAUGUGAAUGGAAUACGCUGCUUUUUCUGAGUAGCAUGUGAAGGUAAAUAAAAGCGAGGGACAGAUGUGGAGGGAGACAUCCAUCAGUUUUCAGACCACCAGAUAACGCCUGGAUAAAGUAGUGGACUUUAUCUCUGCAUUCCAGGACUUUCGAAGCUUGAGCACAAUUUAUCACUUCUAAUUGAGGGACGUCUGUCUGCGAGAUGAGAAGCGCUUAGCCCCCUGGGCUCUCUGUACAAACAAAGGAUGUGACAUUGAUACAUGGACAAGAAAGCACAUGAGAGUGAAACUGAUGCACUGUGGGUCAGAUUCAGUACAAUACUGAGAAAUGAAUGCGCUGAUAAGUUAUGCACUGAAAUCUUUCACUGAAUAACAAAGAGAGUGGCAAGCAAUGAAUGUCAUACUUGUUUACAUUUAAUAUUGCACCACAGAAAUAGAUAUUUUAUAUAAAACAGCAGUUAAGACGAUC